AAUUAACUUCCAAAAGCUCCAAACUAUUUCUCUUGAUAAAAUAUGUGAGUUCAUUUAUAAACUGUUUUUGUGAGUGGAAAUAUUUUGAAACUAGCUAAUACUUCAGACACUAAAAAGAUGUAUAGCAGAAGCUUGACAAUGCACAUGAUGCCUAAAAAACACAGACCUAUUAUCUACAACUACAAGAUGAAAUAAAAAUUUUAAACACACAAUAGAAAGAAAAAAAACAGAUGGUGAACAAAAUAUGUUAUCAGUAUCUGUAUUAUUUGAUUGAAGAUUGCCUGCAGAUAUUGACCUCCAAAUCUUUCUCUGGGAAAAGGGCAUGUCUAGAAAAUUCUUUUGUUUUUCAUUUUUUCAUUUUCUCUUUCAGAAUAUAAGAUGGGUAAUAACCACUGGCUCUUGUGGUCUAGUGGUGGAAUGGGGUAAGCCAAGGGUAACGGUAGUCACAAAUUAUUCUUUAUUUUAUUUUUAAGUACGAAUAUUGUACUUCUGUGUAGCAUGUCUAGAUCAUUCCUGCUUUAUGAAGUGUUGCCCUUGUAUUGAGAACAGCAGUAGAAGUAUUCACCGAGAGAGAGAGAGAGAGAGAGAGAGAGAAAAGAAGUUGGAAUAAUUGCAAUUACAUUAGUUUCUUUGUUUUAUAUGGAAUUACAAGUUAACUUUGUUACACAUCAGAUAUCACUUGCUGCAGGACUAGGUAUAAUUGUUUAUGCAGGUUUAGCUAACUGGGAUGACUGGAAGGAAUUUUACCAGUACUUCAGAGAAAGCAAAUUUAUCCAUGUCACAUGCCUUGAUUUCACUCUGUUAUCUGCAUUUGCUCCAUUUUGGGUUUACAACGAUAUGACUGCCAGGAAAUGGUUUGACAAAGGCUCUUGGCUUCUUCCCCUAUCACUGGUGCCAUUCUUAGGUCCUGCUUUGUACCUUGUCCUAAGGCCGUCACUAUCAACAAUGCCCGUUACAGUCGGCCACACAACAUCCGAGCCUAAAUGAUGUUCAUAUUUCUUGCACUGAUGUCGUUUGUGUGGUGAUUUUAUCACUGUAUGCUGAAAGAAGAAUAGCCAGCCUAAGAUGGAUGAAAUAAACUUGAUAGGGAAAAGUUUUGAAAUGCCAUUAAUUGCUGUGUACUCGACUGUUCAGUCCCUGCUGCUAGAUGACGAGUUAUUUUCCCUAUGCAGACUGCUGGAUGUGCUUAUGAAAGGAGAAAGAAUGGUUGUCAGAAAUUAGUUCACCUCUUCAUGGUGAAAUUCACCUGAAAUUAUAGUUUCAACUCUUUUCCUAUGUAUUUUGCAUCAAGUAAUACAUGAUUGGUUUCAUGAGCAAGAUAAUUCCCUGUUACUUUGUUUUAGACAUUGUAACGUUAAUGUAGAAGAAGGCAUGCUCCAUAAUUAGAGGCUUCUAGGAUGUUACAACAUUUUGGUAGAUGUAUUAGAUUGAAUAAUUUUGGACUAAUUCUAUAACUUCAAUGAAGUUAACUAGAACAUUUUAUUUUA
Corylus avellana is the source of this 1487-nucleotide messenger RNA. The record is from RefSeq and is a predicted model, not a curated record. Lineage: Eukaryota; Viridiplantae; Streptophyta; Magnoliopsida; Fagales; Betulaceae.